This is a messenger RNA of Magallana angulata, 1083 nucleotides long. RefSeq lists its product as uncharacterized. NCBI's taxonomy places the organism in Eukaryota, Metazoa, Mollusca, Bivalvia, Ostreida, Ostreidae. The record is from RefSeq and is a predicted model, not a curated record. The transcript is spliced from 4 exons. The coding region runs from base 11 to 820 and encodes 269 amino acids.
GUCUUCUUGUAUGUACCAUCUCCAACCUGUUCUUAAUGUUGGGUGCAGCUUCGUUCCAUGGGUUAGAGUUAUAACUAAUAUGUACAUCAUAUGCUUAUGCGUCGGAUUGUUUGCAAUUUCAAGCGCUUAUGUUAAUGUUGCCCUAAACAAACCAGCAUACCAACAGAACCAAUGGAAGCCAGAUGACGACACGUAUGACGCCAGUAACGCUGUAGAUGGACGUAAAUCUGACUUGACAUGGAAUGGAGGUCAAUGUGCUGUAUCAGCUGCCAGAGAAUUAGCCAUUUGGUGGGUGAACCUAACCAGCGUCCACAACAUCAAUCACAUCACCAUAUACUUCCUGACUGGUCGUAUUAGUGGGCAUAUUUUGACAUACCUGGGAUUCUCACUGUACAUCUCCAAUACAACAGACAGAUUACAAGGAAUACAGUGUUUCAAGGACGCCAACUUUACACCAGACACGAUGCCAUCCGUCUUUAACAUCACCUGUCCAGUGCAUGGACAGUACGUCAUAUACUACAAUGAGAGAGUACCAGGAUUUGUUUACCCUUACGGAUAUCAAAGAUCUGUGGAAGCUGACCUUUGUGAAGUUGAGGUGUAUGGAUGCUCAAUUGUCGGUAAAUUCUAUGGAGCUGACUGCUGUCCAGAUGUUAAUUGCUUAAAGUGUCACAUGGAAAAUGGCACAUGUGAAGAGUGUGAUCCUGGAUUUCAAGGCGAUAGGUGUGAACAAGGUAUGUCCGAUGUUAACGUAAUGAUAAGUAUUUUUGAAAAAGGUAAUCAUUCAUUUAUUACCAAGUAUUACUCCACUUGUAUUUUUUAACAUUAUGUCAAUUCUUUGCGUCGACAAAUUUUGAACUUAGCUAACUCUUAGUCUUAGAAUAUCGAUCAUAUCAAUGAAAAAAGGUGUAGCGAAGUGCAGCAAAUUCUUUAUGAUGAAGAUUUCCCUAUCUCUUUAUGUAAUCUAAUUACAUGUAACAAAUACAUGAAUAAAUUUGUAACUGAAUGUAGUAUGGAACACUUCCAUGUUGCGACGUGUCAUAUAUCGACAUAGACUAUUAAUAAAAUGCAGUUUUAUAAACAGCC